GCUGGGGGCAGAUAUCAGUGCACGAGUGUUUAGUGGACAAGCAAGACGCGCGUGGCAUCGCGCUGAUUCAAAAUUUUUUUUUAUGAUCUGAGUGAUACCAUUGGAAAUUAUGCAGAUUAAGGAUAAAAAAGCGAUUAUCAUCGGCCCAGUCGACCGAUUGGGAAUUGCGUUCUGUCGGGAAUUGCUCAGGAAUGGAGCAGGAAGUAUUGUUAUCCUGGACGACGAAAAAUCGGCUGCUAAAGAAUCCGUUGAAGAGAUAAAUCGAGAGUUCGGGCAGAAGAGGGUAAUCUGGAUCGCCUGUGACAUUUCUAGAAACGAACUAGAUGCUGCAUUCAAAGAAGCUGUGAAAACUCUCGAGGGACUUGACAUUCUCAUCAAUAACACUGAUCUGAUAGACGAGGCUGACAUUAUGAAAGCCGUCGACGUCAACGUCACCGCUGUCAUUCGAGGAAGUCUUCUGGGAGUUCAACAGAUGGGGAAAGACCUCGGGGGCAGAGGUGGAAUCGUAGUCAACGUUGUCUCUGUCCUGGGCCUCGAACCAGUACCACAAUUACCUGUUUAUUCCACCACUAAACAGGCGGUCGUUAGUUUCAGCAGAUCAUUAGCUCAACCGUAUCACUACCAGAGGACUGGAGUGAAGAUAAUAGUCCUCUCCCCCGGCGUCUCCGGAUCAUCUCUAGAAAGUCUGGAAGCCCCAGAGUCUCCGAUCGCAGCUUUGGGAUGUGUGACAAUCCACCCUCAAAAGGUUGAGACAGUCGCUCAUGGAUUAGUUUAUGCCCUCCGCUGUGCGCAGAAUGGCAGCAUCUGGGUCUCCGAAGAUGGUCAGCCAGUCUACGAGAUCCAGCUUCCAGACGUUCUACCCCAGAAGCAAAAUGACGCGGAUUUAUGCGACUUCGAGACUCUCGGUGAUCCCCUCUUUUCGCGAGGACGCGCACGUCUGCCAUUCGAAUCACGCGUCUUCGUCGAGAGGAAGGGAAGAAUACCCUCCAGACACUCCAAAUCUAUUAUCAUAAUGGAAUCUCCGGUUAUUAAAAGCCGUCGCGCUUCCGCCGAGGAAAAAGCCAAGGAGUUGGAGAUAAUUCGGGGUCUAGUCUGUGGGAAAAAUGUUUUGAUAACCGGUGGAGCUGCAGGACUUGGCUAUUCCUUCGUCAAUCAUUUUCUCCAGAAUGGAGCUAAUACUGUCAUCAUCGUCGACGUUGAUGCUGCAGCUGGUGAACGCGCUGUCAAAGCUGUUGCCAAGUCCUAUGGGGAGAGGAAAAUUAUCUUCAUCCAUGCAGACACAGCCAACUACUCUCAAACCCUCGCGGCUUUUGAACAUGUCUCGACGAUGGUCGACAGCAUUGACAUUGUUGUCAACAACGCUGGAAUUCUGGAUGAGAGAAGGUGGGAACGCGAAAUCGCUGUAAAUAUCGGUGGAAUGAUAACAGUAGCAAGUCUGGCGAUGCGAUUCAUGAGCAAAGAUCAAGGAGGUAAUGGCGGUGUUCUCGUGAAUAUCGCCCAGUAUUUCGAUUUCAAAUGGACCGCACAAUUGCCCGUCUACACCGCCACAAAGUACGCUAUCAUCGGAUUGUCUCAGUCCCUCGGGGCGCCUUAUCACCAUGAGCGGACUGGUGUGCGGGUGAUGGCUCUUUGCCCUGGUCUCACCGAGACUGCCCUCACCAUCGACAGCCCCAAUCGACUUCUAUCCAGGGUCAUGAAGGCUGAUUUUGUCAAGAAUCUUGACCAACUGCCCAUUCAAACUCCUUUCAUCGUGUCCGAGGGGUUGAUGUCGAUUCUCAAGUGCGGGGACUCUGGCAGCAUCUGGGCAGUGGAAAAUGGCAAAACUCCCUUCGAGAUCUCAACCCCCUAUUACAAAACCCUGAAGAGACGAUACAAGAACAACUUCGUUGUCAGUGAAACUGUGGAGAAAGAGAGAGGACGUCCGUUGCGAGAAAUCUGUGAUAAUCUACCCGCAGGACUCGCUGGUUGCGCUUAAAGAAUAAAUUUAUCCUUAAGAUGGAACGUUGAGAAUGGAAAAUUUCUAGUCUGUAUUAAUAUUUUCUGGUGGAAAACACUCGCGUGAGGGAGAAUUACUCUUGUGCCUGCACUGACCGAAGAGACUGCACGAAUUGUAAAUAUUUAUCAUAAGGCAAUUUUUGUAUAUAAAACACAUCGAAGGAAUAAAAAAUACAUGAAUAAAUGAAUAAAUGAAAGCAGUUUAAUUAAU
Fopius arisanus is the source of this 2206-nucleotide messenger RNA. RefSeq lists its product as uncharacterized. Gene Ontology annotation, cellular component: cytoplasm. The transcript has 13 exons. Gene Ontology annotation, molecular function: oxidoreductase activity, acting on the CH-OH group of donors, NAD or NADP as acceptor. The record is from RefSeq and is a predicted model, not a curated record. NCBI's taxonomy places the organism in Eukaryota, Metazoa, Arthropoda, Insecta, Hymenoptera, Braconidae. Bases 110 to 1975 code for a protein of 621 amino acids.